AUUGAACCCUUCUUCCACUCCACAUCCUUAAACCCUCAUCUUCAAUCAACCACUUUCUUAUUGCCACGUGUUAUUUCAAAUAUCCAAUUUUCAGUAGAUCACCUCCAUGCAAACUUCAAUCUUCUCUGUCCAUCACAUAUACCAAACAUAACCUCAUCGACAAAAUCCCACCAUUUCUUUUUCUUUCUUCAAACAAUAAUAACAAUACAAAAUUUACACUCCCUAUCAAGAGUAAUAAUAAUAUCAAAUAAUUGUUCCACCAAUCAUUUAAAGAUUGAACUUUAUUAUUGGAUUUUGAAAACAACAUUUUCUUCCUUUUUGCUUUUCCUAAUCCAAAUUUAUGGUCCAAAUUAAUCUUAUUCCCAUUUGAAAAAAAUACCCAUUUAAUACACAACUUCUACAACCUAAAUAACCAAAAAUCUCAAACACCCACUUAUCAAAUCUUCCACAUUCCUUCAUCUUUCUCCUCUCCUACACUAAGAACAAGUAAAAAGGAGGAGAAAAAAUGGCAGUGUGCACAGUAUACACAGUUCCAACAACAACCCAUUUAGGAUUCACCCAAAAAAAGCAAGUAUUUUUCUACAAUAACAUAACCAAAACACCCAAUUACAAAAGAUCAUCAUCACCCAAUACUUAUGUGAUAACAUGCACAGCAGGUGACUCACAGACAGUAGUGAUUGGUCUAGCAGCAGAUUCAGGGUGUGGAAAGAGUACUUUCAUGAGAAGAUUAACAAGUGUAUUUGGGGGUGCAGCAGAACCACCAAAGGGAGGAAACCCAGAUUCAAACACUUUGAUUAGUGAUACGACAACUGUUAUAUGUCUGGAUGAUUUUCAUUCACUUGAUAGAACAGGAAGGAAAGAAAAGGGUGUUACUGCUUUAGACCCAAAAGCUAAUGAUUUUGAUCUUAUGUAUCAACAAGUUAAGGAUUUGAAAGAAGGGAAAGCUGUGGAUAAACCUAUUUAUAAUCAUGUUAGUGGGUUGUUGGACCCUCCUGAGCUUAUUCAACCUCCUAAGAUCUUGGUUAUUGAAGGCUUACACCCUAUGUAUGACCCACGUGUAAGAGAAUUGUUGGACUUCAGUAUUUACUUGGAUAUCAGCAAUGAAGUCAAAUUUACCUGGAAAAUUCAGAGAGACAUGAAGGAAAGAGGACACAGUCUAGAAAGCAUCCAAGCUAGCAUUGAAGCCAGAAAGCCAGAUUUUGAUGCUUACAUUGAUACACAAAAACAGUAUGCUGAUGUUGUGAUAGAAGUAUUGCCAACCCAACUAAUUCCUGAUGAUGAUGAAGGCAAAGUCUUGAGAGUUAGGAUGAUACAAAAGGAAGGAGUAAAGUUCUUCAACCCAGUUUACUUGUUUGAUGAAGGAUCCACCAUUGAAUGGAUUCCUUGUGGUAGGAAAUUGACAUGCUCUUACCCUGGCAUCAAGUUUUCCUAUGGCCCAGACACCUACUUUGGCAAUGAGGUGACUGUGGUUGAGAUGGACGGAGUGUUUGACAGACUAGACGAACUGAUCUACGUCGAGAGCCAUUUGAGCAACUUAUCAACCAAAUUCUAUGGUGAAGUCACACAACAAAUGUUAAAGCACCAAGAGUUUCCGGGAAGCAACAAUGGAACCGGUUUCUUCCAAACCAUCAUCGGAUUGAAGAUCAGAGACUUGUUCGAGCAGAUCGUUGCUAGCAGAUCUGCGACCCCUGCAGCAGCUGCUAAGGCGUAAUCUCACAUCAACACAUGAUCAAUGUUCAAUAUGCUUGUCUGAAACUCAAAAUUUUCCUCCUCUUCAUUUGUAAUUUCCACUACCUACCAAGGGGGUCUUUGAGGGUGUGCGAGAUAAUCGAUCGCACAGAGCUCUACUUUCUCCCGUAUAAAAAAAAGUUGAUAAAAAAAAUAUAUGUUAAGUUUAUUAAUAAAAUAAAUAUAUUUACUACAAAUAA
Amaranthus tricolor (Joseph's coat) is the source of this 1928-nucleotide messenger RNA. RefSeq names its product phosphoribulokinase, chloroplastic. The record is from RefSeq and is a predicted model, not a curated record. Gene Ontology annotation, molecular function: ATP binding; phosphoribulokinase activity. Lineage: Eukaryota; Viridiplantae; Streptophyta; Magnoliopsida; Caryophyllales; Amaranthaceae. Bases 506 to 1711 code for a protein of 401 amino acids. The transcript has 5 exons. Gene Ontology annotation, cellular component: cytoplasm; chloroplast. Gene Ontology annotation, biological process: carbohydrate metabolic process.